AUGGUGUCCAGGUACACUGCCCUGAAGAUUCUGGGAAUGAACCCACUGCAUUCGGGCUACUUCUACCAGACUCGCCCAGCUAUGUGCGACUUCCUCUACGGAAACGGCACAAGAGAGAAAGCUAUGAGCAUCUUCCAUGAGUACGAUGCGGCCAUGGAUGAGCCUACCCAACUUAUGUUUGAGGACAUCCUCGAAGAGUUUCCGAAGUCAAAGGUCAUUCUGCCUGUAAUGGACGUGGAAGACUGGUACGUCUCAGAACGGAACUAUUUCAAGGAUUGGGCCUACCCCAUCGAGCACAAGGAGGUCGAAGUGGUAGAGGCCGCGCUGAACAUCUCGUCAAACUUCAGCUACAAAGUUUGGGAUGCAGCCUGGGAGCUGCAGUACAAAUCGGACUUCACUUUGGAUCACUGCUGGGGCUGCCGAUAUUGGGACUGCGCCUUCUACAAAGAGCAGGGUAUGCCGGCCGAACAAAACCAGACAUGCAAGGAUGGUUACCAGGCGCACAUGGACCGGGUGAAGACACAGGUGCCUCCGUCGCGGCUGCUGAUCUUCAACUUCUCGGACGGAUGGGCACCACUUUGCCAUUUUCUGGGAAGGCCCAUUCCAGAGGAGCCCUUCCCUUACACGGACAGGUUCAACAAGGAUACACCGGAUGUGGAAGCGUUGUCGACCAGCUUCCUACAAGACGGCAUCGAGCUUCUUCCCACUUCGCAUGGUAGUGAGCUGUAG
This is a messenger RNA of Symbiodinium sp. CCMP2456, 729 nucleotides long. The record is from the annotation of a GenBank genome assembly. NCBI's taxonomy places the organism in Eukaryota, Dinophyceae, Suessiales, Symbiodiniaceae.